AUGAGCUCAAGCACAGAGCAGACCAAACCCAUCAACCGGUUGGUUAUAUUAUACGGAGAGCCAAAGUUCUAUCAUACCAUCAUCUUGCUCAAGGAAAUCCGCGAACUCCCCAACAACUAUGUCUCUGUCAUUGAGGUAAACAACAUUGAAAAAGUCUUGGAAGAGACCACGAUCUCGUCGAUCAAUUUCGACUACUUGCACAUCUGCAUUGAGUUUGCCAAAGACCUGAAUCCCAAUUUGCAAAAAGUCAAUGAGUUUUUGAGGGCUCAUUCGGAUAUGCUCGCCAAAGUCCCUGAUAUUGGCUACCAUAUCCAUUUCCAACCGGGCAAGGAAUGGAGCCAGUACUCCCAGGAGGAGCUCGAUGGCUAUUUCGGAUUCCUCAGGACGUUGAGGGAUGUUGCCGGCGACAAAGUCACUCACUGUUCAAUAGUCAACAAAUACGACAUGGACACCAUGCACAUCACCGACAAAGAAGGGCUCGAGAAGUUGGGACGCGAAAUCCAGCUGGAUAUCCAGUAUUGGAAAAACUUGAAAUUCUUGGAUUUCAGUGAGAGCAGCUUGCGAUCUUUCCAAGGGAUCAAGCUACCUGAGACUUUGGAAGUGUUGAACAUUGGAGGUGGAUACGCGCUAGACUCGCUCUUGGGGUUCACAAUGCCCAGCAAAUUGAAAACGUUGAUUGCGGGCCAGGGAGCAAUUGCGUUUCUCCGCGACGUCAAGUUCCCCAGCACGCUCGAGACGCUCGAGUUGCAAGAUAACAAGAUCUAUUUCCUUGAAGAUACAAACUUACCGGCGAGCUUGAAACAUUUGGAUGUGUCGCAAAACCGGUUGGAGGACAUUUGGAACGUGGACUGGCCCAAGAACUUGGAAUCGUUGAACCUUGGUAUGAAUCCGAUCGAGAGCAUGCGAGGCAUGAAGUUGCCCGAGAGGUUGAAAUAUUUGGAAGUCUCGUGUAUGCCGAGCGAUUCGAUGGCAGGCCUAAAGUUCCCGGACCUGCUUGAGGUUCUCAAUUUGCUGUCGUCAAUGACAAAUGCCCGAGGGUUGAAAAUCCCACCAAAUGUAAAGACAUUGGUGUUGUCGGGGAACUACAUCAACAGUGUCAACCCAUUGAAAUUGCCCAACUCGGUGGAGAUUCUUUACUUGAACAACAACAACAUCAAGACUUUGAACAAGGUGCUGCUACCGCCAAAGCUUCAAGAACUAUACCUUGGCGACAACCAGUUCACCACGCUCAAAAAUGUCGUUUUCCCAGAUACGCUCCAAGUGCUUGACUUGGAAAACAACCCGGAGUCCUCUUCUUACUCGAGCGACAAGCAGAUCACCACUCUACGAGACAUUGUUCUCCCUCCAAACUUGAAAACGUUGAAAAUGGGCUACCACGGAAUACGCAUCAUUGAAAACUAUGAGUUCCCUGCCACACUUCGUCAUCUCGGGUUAGCUUAUAAUGAACUCAAGUACGUUAGAAGUCUAAAAUUCGGCAACCAGUUAAAGACGUUGGACUUGAGCGGCAACCCCGAAUUGCUAUCGCUUGAUAAUGUCAUCAUACCCACAUCCGUCACCGAGCUCCGCGUGUCCCCUGGCUUGAUUCCCAACUUGCCGGCGUCCGUCAUUGAGCGAGCAAACAAAAACAUUCUCUUGAUCAAGAAAGCUCCCGAGAUGGAGCAUUUCGAUGUUUAA
This is a messenger RNA of Lodderomyces beijingensis, 1674 nucleotides long. NCBI's taxonomy places the organism in Eukaryota, Fungi, Ascomycota, Pichiomycetes, Serinales, Debaryomycetaceae. The record is from the annotation of a GenBank genome assembly.